Poecilia latipinna (sailfin molly) is the source of this 2424-nucleotide messenger RNA. RefSeq names its product POU class 1 homeobox 1 (gene pou1f1). Gene Ontology annotation, molecular function: RNA polymerase II cis-regulatory region sequence-specific DNA binding; DNA-binding transcription factor activity, RNA polymerase II-specific. Bases 1166 to 2281 code for a protein of 371 amino acids. Gene Ontology annotation, biological process: regulation of transcription by RNA polymerase II. Lineage: Eukaryota; Metazoa; Chordata; Actinopteri; Cyprinodontiformes; Poeciliidae. The record is from RefSeq and is a predicted model, not a curated record. The transcript has 7 exons.
UAUGUAAAUGUUCAGUGUAUGAAAACUCUUAUGAGGCCAUACAAAAAAAGUCUGGUACCUUUUUUUUUUAAGAACUAAGAGUUCAGUUCUUUCAUUCUGAACAAUCUUUAAGUGGUCAUGCUCUUCCUUUACUGGUUUAUGAAGAUUAUUACCUCACAAACAAAACAAGUUGUAAAUGAUGCUCAGGGAACUGAAUUCAUCUCGAACUCUACUACGGGAAGUAGAAAUUUCAACCAAUGACAUUUGCUAAUUUGUAUUUCCAAAUAAACAUUAAGAAACUAUAGAAUUUUUUGCUUUACUUUGCUAUUGUUUCUUCACAAUCUUGUAAUCAUGGAGACAGAAAGAGAAGGAGGUAAAGAGGCAGAGGGGAAGAGGAGAUCAGGUUUCUCGGCAGCUCUGUACCCUAAUCCUGGAUUUGGAAACGGGAUGAGAAGAACACAGGUAAGUACAAACAACAAGCAAUUACAGCACUGACAUAGAAUUGAAAGGUGGGGGGAGAGCAGCUAGACAGGAAACGGGGAAUCUCAUAGGUUGUGAGAGGGGUUGGUUAGAUGUAGGUGGGAUAUAAAUACCUGCAGUAGAGUAGGGCAGAAAAAUGCUGAGGGCAUGACAGAUGCUGACUUCCAUUGAUCGACGAAGGUUAUAACAGACCAGCAGGGCUGCAUUGUUUAGCUCUCAUUAGAGGAGACUCACAUUUCAGCAGGUGUAAUAGUGAUUUUAAAUCGAACAGGAACCAUUUUGGUAUUCACCUCGUUUGAGGGUAGGGUUCUGCUUAAAACUUUAAAGAGUUUUGGUGGAGUUGCUGAAAGGAAAAAAAAAGUAACCUCUCGCAGUUUUCUACCCUCAUAUUCCCCACAAGUGCCUCAAGGGAGACACAUGCUUGACUGAGCCAGAGAAAAAAGGACAAGAAAAGAAGACGAUACUCGAGGUGUAAGACAACUAACGCAGCCAGGAAAAGACAGCAGAACAAGAGAGGCCAAAGAAGACGAGACGGAAUCUCAAGAAAGAAGGCAAGAUGAUAGAUUUUAGGAAUGCAAUUUAGAGAAGAAAACGUCAAUGGAAGACAAGACCAAAUAAAGUGAGUUAUUGUGCGUUUAAGAAAAGAAAGCUUUUUAAGAGACAGACAUCAGUUAACACUAAGACUGCUAAAGAAAGCCAAAGAAACAUGGCAUGUCAGGGAUUUGGUGCUGAUUCCUUCACCCCGCUGGCAGGCGAUUCACCCUUACCAAUCCUCAUGCACCAUGGCAGCACCGGUGACUGUUUACCGGCCACGUCCCAUGCUCAUGGUAUGGUUUCUGCAGGAUUGUCCCUGGGUCAGACCUCCAAGAGGUCCCACAUGCACCUGUCCACUUCCUCUCUUGGGAACGCCCUCAGUAACGCUCCUCCAAGUUUGCAUUACCCAGUCACCCCCUGCCACUACAGCAACCAGCAAGCAACCUAUGGCAUGAUGACAGCCCAGGAGAUGCUUUCUGCCAGUAUAUCUCAGACUCGUAUCCUGCAGACCUGUGGCGUCCCUCACCCCAACAUGGUGAGUGCUGCAAAUCCAUUACAAGGCUCUCUGACUCCUUGCAUAUAUAAGUUUCCAGACCACGGACUCAGUAGCAGCUCUUGUGCUCUGAGCCACGGUUUUUCCUCGCUGCCGUCGACACUCCUUUCAGCCGACGAGGUCUCCGGGGGCCCCGGCGGAGAAGUGAAAGGUGACGCACAUCGGAAAGGGAUGCGGGAGCAGGAAGAAGCCCCCCCUAUGGACUCCCUGCAGAUACGAGAACUGGAAAUGUUUGCUAAUGACUUCAAAAUACGCCGGAUCAAACUGGGCUACACUCAGACUAAUGUAGGCGAGGCUCUUGCCGCAGUACACGGCUCAGAGUUCAGCCAGACCACGAUCUGCCGCUUUGAAAAUUUGCAGCUGAGCUUUAAGAACGCCUGCAAACUCAAGGCCAUUCUGGCAAAAUGGCUCGACGAGGCUGAGCUGGCUGGUGCGUUGUACAACGAUAAAACUGGAAUGAAUGAGCGAAAGAGGAAAAGGAGAACAACCAUCAGCCUGGGAGCUAAGGAGGCCCUGGAGCGAAGCUUUGUGGAGAAAACUAAGCCAUCCUCUCAGGAAAUAGCCCGGAUAGCCAAAGGGCUCCAUCUGGAGAAGGAGGUGGUCAGAGUCUGGUUUUGCAACAGACGCCAAAGAGAGAAACGUGUCAAAACGAGCCUGAGCCUGAGCUCCUGUUUGACCAAAAUCAGUCCAAACUGUCUCACACAAAUAAGUAAAACCCAAAGACCACUGACUUAAACUGAAGCGCUAAAGUGGCUUCUGAGCUAAUGCGACGGAGGCUCUUUCAUGACCACAACUUUUCAGGCAGAUCCAAGAGUAAUAAAUUCAGUAACAUGCAGCAAUGGUGAAACGAAAAACGUUUGUAAAAAAAAAAAAAAAAA